Trematosphaeria pertusa is the source of this 357-nucleotide messenger RNA. RefSeq names its product HET-domain-containing protein. The record is from RefSeq and is a predicted model, not a curated record. Lineage: Eukaryota; Fungi; Ascomycota; Dothideomycetes; Pleosporales; Trematosphaeriaceae. The annotation marks the transcript as partial. The transcript has a single exon.
CUAGACCUGCGCCGGAACCAGAUUCGGCUCCUGCAAAUCUACCCAGACGCCUGGAACGAACCAAUUCGUUGCGGUUUCCAAGUCGUCUCGCUAGACGAAAGUCCUUCCUACGUUGCUCUGAGUUACGUAUGGGGCCGCGGAGAAGAGAACUGCGUCGUCACCGUCGAUGGGAAAGUGGUCCACGUCAAGCCGAACCUCUACGCAGCCCUCCGGAGAUUGCGAGCUCAUUCAAGGGAAGAUAACAUAUGGGUGGACGCGCUGUGCAUUGAUCAAGCCUGCACAAGAGAAAGAAAUCACCAGGUCAGAAUAAUGGGCCAGAUAUAUUCAAAAUGCAGAGAGGUCCUCGUCUGGAUGGGC